AUGGUUUCAAAAUCUGCAAGGACAGGGACUUGUUACCCACACAGGAGUUAUCCCCACCCAAUCCACAUCUUGAUCCUAGCCCCGCACCAUCCUUUCGGAGCAUGA
Messenger RNA from Pyricularia grisea, 105 nucleotides. RefSeq lists its product as uncharacterized. Bases 1 to 105 code for a protein of 34 amino acids. Lineage: Eukaryota; Fungi; Ascomycota; Sordariomycetes; Magnaporthales; Pyriculariaceae. The transcript has a single exon. The record is from RefSeq and is a predicted model, not a curated record.